Molecule: messenger RNA, 1449 nt
Organism: Halichondria panicea
Lineage: Eukaryota; Metazoa; Porifera; Demospongiae; Suberitida; Halichondriidae
Product: TNF receptor-associated factor 5-like
Exons: 6
Coding region: 2-1387 (461 amino acids)
Biological process (GO): regulation of apoptotic process; tumor necrosis factor-mediated signaling pathway; protein K63-linked ubiquitination
Molecular function (GO): zinc ion binding; protein binding
Source: RefSeq, a predicted model, not a curated record
AAUGUGCAGAGAAAGGGGGUUAGUUAUUAACUUCAGUGAAGAAAUCCCGAUGUCAAACUUCAAGUGUAUAGUAUGCAGUAAUUACCUUCUGCACAACCCCGUGCAGUGUGAGUGUGGAGACCGACUGUGUGGAACCUGUUUCGAGUCUUUGCAGAAAAGAAAAGAAGAUGUAUUUCUCUGCCCAACGUGCAAUGUGAAGAAUCGGUUGUCUGACUGUUUCCGAGACAAGGCAGUGGAGUAUGAGCUUUGUAACAUCACCCUCAAGUGUUUGAACCCGUCCUGUCCAUGGGAGGGGGAGAGCAGGUUUUAUCAGGAACAUAAGACAGUAUGCAAGUACAUGGUAGUGCCGUGCCCCAACUCCACGUAUGGCUGUCCCUCCAGACUGGCUAAGGUGGCCGUGGAGAACCAUAUGACCACAAAGUGUCGGUUUAAGGCAGUACAAUGCACUUGGUGCCAAAAGAAUGUUCUGGAUGAGCAGGCUCACAUCAAGUCAGAGUGUGAGGAUGUGUCUGUCCCUUGCCCUAACAAGUGUGGGAUGUCGGUACCACGGAAAGAGCUUUCCAAGCACACUCGUACACUAUGUACCCACCAACUGAGAAACUGCGACUACAAGAACCUUGGAUGUUCAUACAAGGGCACUAUCCCACAGUUGACCUCACAUGCUAAGGAAUAUACAGCCUAUCACACUCAGUUGUUAAAGAUCAACCACAAAGAGAUGCAGCACUCAAUUAAGACUGAAAUUGCACUGACAGACAAUAAAGCAGCAGCACUGCAAUCUGAGAUCACCAAAACGAAAUCAGAGCUGAACGGCAAAAUCCAGCAGAUGGUUAAUUCUAUUAUGAAAACCGAGUCGUCUAUUAUCCAACUACAAGAUGGACUCAGUGAAGUAUCUCUACUAUUACAAACACUUCAAGCUGCCAGUUAUGAUGGAACAUUCAUUUGGAAAAUCCCCGAAGUCACUAGGAGAAGACAGGAAGCUAAAACUGGGAAAACUGUAUCUCUGUAUUCCGCUCCAUUCUACACAAGUCGUCAUGGAUACAAGGUUUGUCUACGACUCUACAUGAAUGGUGAUGGUACUGGCAAAGGCACUCACUUGUCGUUCUUCAUCACUCUAAUGCGAGGGGAGUACGAUGCCCUCCUCCCUUGGCCGUUCAGACAGGCAGUCACUCUGACCCUGGUGGACCAGAACAAGCAGCGAGACAUUGUCCAGUCGUUUCGUCCUGAACCAACCUCCUCCUCAUUCCAAAGACCACGCAAUGAGAUGAACGUUGCCUCAGGCUGUCCCACAUUUGCUCUCGUUUCUGUUCUCGACAAUGUCUCCUACGUCAAGGAUGAUACCUUGUUCGUCAAAUGCAAGAUCAACACCACAGGACUAACAAAUGAAUAACUAGUAUACAUGUGUCGUGCCUUUGCAUUUAAAUGUCAACCCCAUGAUUUUAUAUACAUGAA